This is a messenger RNA of Chelonoidis abingdonii (Abingdon island giant tortoise), 491 nucleotides long. The record is from RefSeq and is a predicted model, not a curated record. NCBI's taxonomy places the organism in Eukaryota, Metazoa, Chordata, Testudines, Testudinidae.
AGGGGCAGGAGAACUUCGGGAAGCCCCUGACCAGCCACCAGAGGAGAGCAGAAGGUGAAGGAAAGGAGGUCACUGCUGAGUGUUCGUUUUAGACUUCACAGGCUGGUUUUUCCCUCCCCUGCUUCCUCCCAACAUGAGCCUGUGGCGGAGAUUGACCCCGCUGGUGUCCAAGGGGCGAAGUUUAGCCACAGCGCCGGCCAGCGCCAGGGGUCACCACGGGGACGGGACAGGAGCCAGGACAUGGAGUCCUUUGUCAUUUGUGGUGGCACUGCAUGGAGAAUCACGCCCCAACAGCCUGAGGAGUUCGGUGCCCUGACACCACCUGCGUAUUCGCACCAAGGCAUUCCCCUGGGCUGAUGGGAACCACACCCUCUUCCACAACCCCCACACCAACCCCCUGCCCACAGGCUACGAAGAAGCAAGAGGUCAUCACUAAGCCACCCGCCCUCGAGUCCCCUGGUCUAGUGACAUUAAACCUGAGUGGAUCUGUC